GCCUUCUUCUGGCUUGUCGGACUUCUGCUCUCCUCCCUGCUCUGGUUCGCUGUCGUGCCCCUUCGCGAACAGCUUGCAUUUGGUCUCGUCUUCACUGUUCUCUUUCAGGAAGUUGUGCGAUUUCUCUACUUCUUCCUCAUACAGAAGAUUGAAUCGGGUCUGCGUUCAAAGAUCUCGGUGCCACAGGCUGAUCGAGAACCCGACACCACCACGUACACUGCCAAUUCUCAGGCCGAUAUCGACUCCGAUAUGCCUCUAGUGGCCUCGAAGAAGGGCUUCCUGAACCACAAUCUCAGUGCCUACACUGCGGGUCUCGGUUUCGCCUUGAUGGGUUGUAUCACAGAGUACAUCUUCCUUUUUCGUCAGCUCACUGGACCGGGCACUCCGAUGGAGGGUUAUCGUCCGGGCGCCUUCUUCCUACUGGCCGCUCUGGACUCGUGUUUCAUGGCGUUGUCGCAGAUUUCCUGGUCUAUUCUCCUCUUCCGCGCCUACCGUCUCCGCAAGUACUUUCAGAUGGUUCUUGUCAUAGCGGCUCAUCUUGGUCUGUCCGCUAUGACCUUAAUCAACGAACUUGCCUCACCGGCUCCGGAGCUCUUAUGUGCCCUCCUCGCUGUCUCCUUUUUGGGCUUUCUGGUCUGGGCUUUCUUUGCCGCCGGUGGCGCUAUCAGACCUCGAACAGUGGCUCACUCUGAGUAA
This is a messenger RNA of Dibothriocephalus latus, 696 nucleotides long. Lineage: Eukaryota; Metazoa; Platyhelminthes; Cestoda; Diphyllobothriidea; Diphyllobothriidae. The record is from the annotation of a GenBank genome assembly.